AUGGAGCGUCAGGAGCCCGACCGAUCAACGGCCACUUCAGUGCAGGGUUCCAAGAAAUCGAAGCGGAGGCGUUCUUCUAAAAAGCCCAACAGCAACCAAACGCCGAAUGCUGAGGUGAGCGGUCAACACACGGCGGCCUCCGAACCGGCACCAAAGCCAGGACAGCCUGACCAGGACAGCACAGCGAUCAGCGCAAUUCGGGAGGGAAGUCGAGUCAAGAGGGGCCAUCGCUCGAGGAAGAGCAGUUCUGCAGGACGCCAUGCUGAGCAGGAGCAGUUGAGCGGUCAACACACGACGGCCUCCGAACCGGCACCACAGCCAGGACAGCCUGACCAGGACAGCACAGCGGUCAGCGCAAUUCGGGAGGGAAGUCGAGUAAAGAGGGGCCAUCGCUCGAGGAAGAGCAGUUCCGCAGAAAGCCAUGUUGAGCAGGAGCAGGUGGCUGUGACGGACAAGGCGGCUGACCUGAACAGGCCUGUAUCUGAGCGCUCGAUGACCAGCACCGCCCUGGAGCGCAGUGGCGUCAAGAAGGGCCGUCGUUCGAAGAAACUACGUUCGGUCUCUUCGGCCUCGCAAGAGACUCCGAAGCUGGAGGUGACUCAGCAGCUGUCAUCAACAUCUCUGGAAUCGGGGACUUUAUUCAGCACCCCAUUUCCACCGCAGCCGACCCUCGCCAAAGACGAGACGGAAGCGGACAAGAUGGCAACUAAGCCUACCGCUGCGACAGACGCAGCGCCGGUUCAGCCGCCUCAACCUGAUGCUGGCAUGGAUGCUGUAGAGGCCAAGGAGGAAGUGCAUGCCCAAGCAGCAGCGCCUGCCAAACCAAAUGAACCGGAGCAUAUAGGUUUAUUUCAGCAGCUGCAUGAGGGGAACGGCCGUAAGGAGCCGCCGCUGCGCUUACCUGAAGUUGGUGAUGAUUCCAAGAUGAGCAUCCCGGCAGACAACCGGUGCCCGCUGUUUGUCGCGGCACUGUUGUCGGUGUUCGUCCUCAACGCCCUGGCUGUGCUGUGGUUGCUGAUGCACACCUGGGACGACGAAGAGAUGCACAUCGAAGUACCCGGACUCGGAACCUGCCGCGGGCUUCGGGCAAGCGUCGAGAACCGGCCCGUCUACAUGUUCCGGGGCAUCCCGUUUGCCCGCAGCCCCGAAGGACAGCUGCGGUUUGCGCAUGCUUCCAUGGUUUCCGGCGACAACCACGCGGAAAUAGACGCCAGGACUCCGAAGCCCGGAUGCGUCCAGAAACCGUACACGGCAAAAGGGCAGGUAAUCCUCUCCAACGAGUACACCAGCGAGGACUGCCUUCACCUCAACGUGUGGACGCCGUGUACGGAGUAUAGUACGCCGGGCUGCCGGAAGACAGUACUGGUGUUCUUCCACGCGAUCGAGUUCCAGAACGGCGACAAUAACUACUACGACGGCCGCUGGCUCGCGGGACUUGGUGAUCUCGUCGUGGUGGCGCCCAACUUCCGGCUGGGUGCCUUCGGCUUCCUCAACAUCGAUUGUCUAGUGGGAGGCGACAUCCCAUGCACGCCGGCUGACGUGGGCCUGGGAGACCAGCGUAUGGCCGUGCAAUGGGUGCUCGACCGCAUCGCCAGCUUCGGGGGCAACGCCAGUGACGUUGUCCUAAUGGGCAGCGGGUCCGGAGCGUGGUCUGUGGGCGCCCAUCUACUCCAGGACGAAACGUCUGGGCCGCGCUUCUGGAGCCACGAGCGCUUCGCCAAAGUGAUCCUCAUGAGCGAGUCGCCAUUUCGGAGGUACUUUGACGACAAGUCUCACGAGCUGCCGGACCUGCUCAACUGCUCCCUCGGAGACGUGGUCGAGAAGACGCACUGCAUGAGGGUCAUCCCGUCGCGGGAGAUCGUUCGCGUCACCAGCGAAUUGGUGCGCUACUUUGGACCAUCGGGCCGCGCCCACCCAGCCGUCGAAGAUUCGUUAAGGGUCACCGGGCGGCGAUUCCUGUUGGGCACCGUCAGCAACGAAGGCACCCACCUUUUUACCUCAAGCGGGUCAGGUGUCUUCUCCUACGUACACGCUUUCCGUCAUCUUAGAUUAGAUGAGACUGGAUAGAUAGAUAGAUAGA
Molecule: messenger RNA, 2080 nt
Organism: Dermacentor andersoni
Lineage: Eukaryota; Metazoa; Arthropoda; Arachnida; Ixodida; Ixodidae
Product: acetylcholinesterase-like
Biological process (GO): choline metabolic process; acetylcholine catabolic process
Cellular component (GO): plasma membrane
Molecular function (GO): acetylcholinesterase activity
Source: RefSeq, a predicted model, not a curated record